AUGGCCGAGGUGUCGGAGCUCCUGGCCGCGGUGUGCGAGGCUCACAGGCUGCCAUUGGCGCAGGCCUGGGUGAGCUGCAGGAGCUGCGGCGGCGGCGACGAUGCCUCGGGGUCGGGGCAGGGCAGCCUGACGACCGCCGGCGCGCCGUUCCGCCUCGCCACCGGAGCGGACGUGGGUGGCUUCCGCGACGCCUGCGUCGAGCACCACCUGCGGCGUGGCCGGGGGCUCGUCGGCACGGCGGCGGCCGCCGGUGGCCCACCCGGCGGCUUCUGCGCCGACGUCGCCCGGUGCUCCAAGGACGCCUACCCUCUCGCGCACUACGCUCGCCUGUACGGCCUCGCGGGGUGCCUCGUGCUCCGCGCGGCGGCCAUGGCGGACGCCGGCGCCGGCGCCGGCGGCGAUGAAGAGGAAUGCGUCGUGCUGGAGCUCUUCCUCCCGCCGGACUGCACCGGCGUCGCGGAGCAGAAGGCGGCGGUGGAUGCCGUCUCUGCCACGAUCAACGCGUGCUCCGGCGACCUGAAAGCCAUAGCGAUCAGCAACUUGGAAGAUCUGUUCUUGGAUAGCGUAGCAGAUGGUGAUCAGCAGCUAAGGCAUGAAAUGGAUGAUCUUGGAGACGAUCAAAGAUGUUCAGAUGAGGAUGAUCUGCUGCUGGCUGUGGAGAACGCAACCAUCGGAGAGCUUAAAAUUCAGAGUGAAGAUCAAAUCAGAGGUGAGGUUCAUGGAUCACAAGCUGGCAAGAACAAGACGAGAAGAGGAAAAACGGAGAAAUCCAUCACUUUGGAGGAGCUGCAGAAGUACUUCUCUGGGAGCUUGAAGGAUGCUGCAAGAAGCCUUGGUGUGUGUCCAACAACAAUGAAGCGCAUCUGCAGGCAGCAUGGCAUCCCAAGGUGGCCGUUUCGGAAGAUCAGCAAGGUGAACCGCUCGCUCGACAAGAUGAAGCGCGUCAUGGAAUCCGUGAACUGCUCGCCGUCGCCGCCGGUGGCCAUGCCUGCUCACCCAGCUCUUCUUCUUCCUCCUCCUCCUGCUCCUGCUCCGCCGCCUCCACCGCGGCCAUGCCUGUCGAGCACUCUAGGAGAGGCCUCCUCCCACGGAUCAUGCCAGGCGCCUCCUCCCGCCAAAGCCGCCGCGCUGGCGAGACCUCCGCGGCGCGGCAAUGGCGACGGCGUGGUGACCAUCAAGGCCAGCUACAGAGGCGACAUCGUCAGGUUCAGGGUGCCGUGCUCCGCCGGCGUCGCGGCGGUGAAGGCGGAGGUGGCCAAGCGGCUGAGCCUGGACGCCGGCGGCUUCGACGUCAAGUACCUGGACGACGACCAUGAGUGGGUGCUGCUGUCCUGCGACGCCGACUUCCAGGAGUGCCUCGACGUCGUCCCGGCGUUGCCGUCGAUGUCGGCGGCAGCGGCGGCGAAGUCUGGCUCCGGCGCGGCGGUCCAGGUGGUGAGGCUGAUGGUCCAGGAGGUAGCUGACAACAUCGGGAGCUCCUGCGCUAGCUCAGAUUAG
Oryza brachyantha (malo sina) is the source of this 1497-nucleotide messenger RNA. RefSeq names its product protein NLP3-like. Gene Ontology annotation, molecular function: DNA-binding transcription factor activity; protein binding. NCBI's taxonomy places the organism in Eukaryota, Viridiplantae, Streptophyta, Magnoliopsida, Poales, Poaceae. The record is from RefSeq and is a predicted model, not a curated record. The transcript has 2 exons. The coding region runs from base 1 to 1497 and encodes 498 amino acids.